UCUCAAUCAACAGAAUGGAACAGCAACACUCUUAAAGUUUAUAAUAAUCGCCGUCGUCGUAACUCUCUCUCUCCAACUUCAAAUGCUUUAAUAACCGGAUACUCCGCUGCCUUCAAAAAUGCACGUCAACUGGAAGAAGUGCUCCUCACCCGUCCCAGCUUUAAGAGUGCUAUUGUUGCCCAGAAUAAUGAAGAAAAGGAUGUUGGAAAGAAGAAUUGAGAAGAGAAGGAAGAUAAGAACAGUCGACGGAAUAGUCGACCUUUUUGGCGGGGGUAUGUCGCCAAAGGCGACUUUCAUUCAAUUUAUUUUAAUUUCUUAUUAUACUCAAGUAUACUCAAGUUUCCCCCGUUUUAUUACUCCAAUUGUUUAAUUUAAUCUUUGUUCGUGUUCCUCCCCUUUCUCUAUUUUUUCACACAUUUUUUAAGCUCCGCCUCUUUUUUCCAGCUGGCUGGUCG
Meloidogyne enterolobii is the source of this 455-nucleotide messenger RNA. Lineage: Eukaryota; Metazoa; Nematoda; Chromadorea; Rhabditida; Meloidogynidae. The record is from the annotation of a GenBank genome assembly.